Messenger RNA from Dermacentor andersoni, 4810 nucleotides. Its product is annotated as acetylcholinesterase-1-like. Gene Ontology annotation, biological process: acetylcholine catabolic process; choline metabolic process. Gene Ontology annotation, cellular component: plasma membrane. Gene Ontology annotation, molecular function: acetylcholinesterase activity. The record is from RefSeq and is a predicted model, not a curated record. Lineage: Eukaryota; Metazoa; Arthropoda; Arachnida; Ixodida; Ixodidae.
AACUUGUCGUCAGCCUUCAGCUUCGCGAGUGAAAGAAAAUAAUUAAAUUUUUUUUAAGAUAAUGUAAGAACUAUCCAUACCUUUCGUAAUGACAAGUCGGGAGAACCGCGAGGAGCCGAAAACAUAAAAAAGAAAAGGCGCUGGUACGCAGUGAAGGACAACUCUUGUUGAUUUUAUUUCGCUUUUCUGUUUAGUCACCUAGCACCGACGGCGCUCCUUUACAAGUGGCAAUUUUCAGUUCACCGUAUAUGGGCAGCAAGUCUACAGCAGAGCGGCGUGUGACUGUUAUUUAUUAGCUCUUGUGGAAACCAACAUACCGCCAAGUUGGACUCAUUUAUUGCUACAGACCUGUUAGUCUACUGAGGCCUCCUUGGCUGGGCCGCAGUUUCGCGUUCUUCGCCUGUAAUAUCUCGACACCGCAUUGGUGGUUGUCUCGGCGGAAAUAUUUCAGCACAUUGCCCUCUCGCUCAGCGAUACAGUGUCUGCCAUGAUUGGGCCAUAAAAUUCGACCAGCUUUCUGCGCUGGUAUAGUAACGGGAAGCACAAACCGCAAAAAAUAAUAAUAAAUAAAUAAAUAAAAAUAAAAAAACCUGUUGAACAUCCUGUGCCCCCGCUUCACGCUUCUCCUUAUCUACGAGGGCGAGUCAGAAGGCCUUUGCCCAUAUUUCUUUUCAGCCACUUCGUUUAUUGAAACAGCGCGUACCCUAUAAAAGGUCAACAAGCGCAAAUAAUUUUUUUUAAAUAUAGAGACUCGACUGAAUUGAAUUAAAUGUUCAUGCUUCAGGUCCAAAAUGUUUUCUGCACACUUUCGAUCGUAUCUCCAAAAACAAUAUUUGCAGGCUUUAAGCGCACUGAAUCAUAAUUCGUGACUUUAUGGGGUAUGGUUGAUUCAUAAAGCAAACCACUAAUUGAUAAUAAAGCCACUGUAACUGCAACAUUUCUUUCAUAACAAAACAUAAUUUAGAAAGUCCCAUCUGAUGCCCUAGGCAGACGUCUAUGCACAAGAGGAAGCGAAUGGCGCUAGUUAGAUGCAAAGGCCCACAUUAUCGGUAAUGCACGUGAAAGUGCAAAAAUCAGUGAGUCGAAGCGUACGUUUUCUUUUUCUUGCGCAGGAAAUAUGAGCGCCACACGGCUCGCCAUUUUCCUAACCGCGGCCGCCGCCGCAGUGGCCUUCGCCUCUGGCGCGAAGAUAUACCGACCCGCCGUGUACACGACCUCAGGCAAGCUGGUGGGGCUCAAGAAAGAAGCGUUCGGUCGGCCCAUAGACGUGUUCUACGGAAUACCGUACGCACAACCGCCGCUGGAUGAACUCAGAUUCCAGAAGCCCGUGCCAGUGACACCCUGGAAGGGCCUGCGCGACGCGUCGACGCCGCCGUUCCCGUGCAAGCAGCCAGACUUCUUCGUGCACCAAAACUACACGAUACAGACGCGGAACUCCACGGAGGACUGUCUCUACCUGAACGUGUGGACGCCCGCGAGAUACUGCCGCGACAUCAAGACGUGCGGCCCCAAGGCUGUCAUGGUUUUCAUCCACGGAGGGGCAUUCACGUACGGGAGCAGCAGCUGGUCCUUCUACGACGGCAUCCACUUCGCUGCGACUGGAGAUGUGGUUGUCGUCACGCUGAACUACCGGGUCGGGCCCUUCGGCUUCUUCAGCUCGCGACUCGAUGGUCUGAACGGCAACCAGGGCAUGUACGAUCAGAUCCUCGCGCUCACGUGGGUCAAGUCCAACAUCAAGCACUUCGGCGGCGACCCGGAGCUCAUCACCGUGUUCGGGCAGAGCGCGGGAGCCAUCUCCGUGGGCUACCUGCUUGUGUCGCCACUCAGCCGUGGACUGUUCCGGCGGGCCAUCAUGGAGAGCGGAAGUCCCUUCUGGAUGUUCCACGACAAUAGCGACAUCGCGCUCCAAAAGAGCUUCUCGCUGGCAAACGCGCUCGGCUGCACGACGGGCUUCGACAAGGUAAUCGACGACCCCCAGGUGAUGGCCUGUCUGCGCUCGAAAGAUGCCGGCGAGAUCGUGAGCGUGGCCACGGAGGUCCUGGGGCCCCAGGCCGAGACGUUCUUCCCGAGUCGCGACAGCGAGCUCUUUCCGGACGACGCCAAUGUUCUGAUGGACACCAUGAAGAGUUCCGGAGUGGAACUGCUCAUCGGGAACAACAAGAACGAAGGCACCUAUUUCGUUUACAACUUCCUCGCCAAGGGACUCAAGUUUCACAAUCUGGCGCACAUCACUAAAGAUGAGCUCGGCUUCUACAUGGUGCUUUUCUUCCGGACUAUGCUGCAGUCAGGCGUGAACGAAAUCCGCGAGUUCUACCUGGACAAGCUGAACAGCACCGAUACCGAAGUGGUAUUGCAGCGCGGAUCGGACGCCGUGGGUGACUUCCUUAUCACGUGUCCCAGCCGCUACUUCGCGGAAAAGUACCAGCGCAAGGGUCAGCCGGUGUACUACUACCAGUUCUCGCACAAGCCCAGCUUCAGCGUGUGGCCGCCGUGGAUGGGCGCGACGCACUUCGACGAGUUCCCGUUCGUAUUCGCCCACGUGAUGGCCUUCCCAGAGCUGGUGACGUCCGAAGAGGUCGCGCUCAGCAGGCAGCUGGUCGAGAUCUGGACGACAUUUGCCAAAAUCGGGCGCAUGCCAACGCUGGGCAAGAUCGCGUGGCCCCGGUACUCGGCAGCGGGACCCUACAUGGUGGACAUCAACCUCAAGGUCCUCACCAUCAAGAAAGGACCGCAGGAAGAGAACUGCAACUUCUGGAGGCGCUACUUCAAGUUAGACGGCUGAGGGCGCGACCCACUGUUCAAAUCUGCCCAAGUGCCAAAACAGGAGGCACGAGAGAAUGUGCCUCAGUUUGAUUGGCUGCCUAUAGAUCAGCCUAUAGCUUCCAGUACUGCCGAGCCUCUGCAUCGAUGUGAAGCUUCAAAGACGCUGAUCAUAUUGACGUUACCAUCGAAGAUCCUCGGAACAUGACUUCUUCUACGAGAGCGACGUGUUACAAGAACUCAGUGAACUAUAGUUCUUGUUUGUGUUGCCAUUUUCGUCAUUUUGUACUGUUCGGCUAUUGUCAGUCAUACAACAUCUAACCAAGAUGCUCGUACCACUUCGUUUCGUGUUCCAACUGGGACGCAAACCAUUGUACAACAGCGGUGAACCGAAACAACUUUUGCUUUUUCCUAUCGUAUUUCGUCCCACUAGCAUUACAUCGGAAAGCUCAGUGCAACUUGAGAUGCAGGAGGAGGAGGAGGAGGAAAGAAAGGCAGAAGGCGGGAACGUUAACCAGGCGUCUCGUUGCUACCCUAAGUUGGAUACACCAACGACAUAGUGUUAUACGUCUUUCCUUGUGGAAAAAUCUGUGGCGAUCACUAUUUUGUUUCCUUGCCAGGCCAAAGUUCUUCCGGUUGUUACCCUUGUGCCUGAAUUAAUUCUGACACUUAAAAGCGAUAGGUGUGUAUGUUUUGUAGCACAUAAACGGCGCGCAUCGACAUAACAAGUACAAAGAAAUAAGUUCUGUUUUCACGCAGAAUUGAACCUUUCUGUAGUUUUUGCAGAAUACUGUUACAAACAUGAGAAACGCUUGUGAAAAGUUGCACUGUAGUUGUAAUUAGGCUACAGUAGUAUAAAUGUAAUGUCACGUUCUUCUGCUAACCUACACGUCUAAGACAGUUAAGUAUGCAUUAUUUCAACCUGCAGAGGGAAAAAAUACACUGCUAACUUUUGUUCUUUCUUUCUCAACGUAACGCCUUUCUGCUAAGAAUGGCAGCGUGUGUCGUGGUUCUCCAUAAGGUAUGCUGAAAAUGUGUCGGCAAUGUCAGCUUUACCACAAAGCACUCAUUGUUUGUUUCAUCUUUAGCCGUUGGCUUGGACGUGUUUAAAAAUACGCGUUUCGUAAAACACACUUUGCUUCUGAAGGGCAGCUUUCAAAACGAGACCCGUUGUAAUCACUACCCAGAUGAUUGCGGAGCACAUAUCCUUAAUUUCCUGGGCAUUUGGCUUCUAAAACGUACCGCAAGGAAUCUUAUAACUGUUCAGAGGACAGAAAAUAGUUGCCAAUCUGCAGUGUUCAGAAUACGUGACUCCACAAAUGCACAGUGACUUUGUAUGUUGUACUGUCGUGGUGUGGUUUUAUGUGUUGACGUUUGCAUAGGAGCACACGUUAAGUGUUUCAGUUUCCCUAUGUCUUUCUUAACAUUGCGUGCGCGUGCAAUAGGCGCUAUAUUUUUUCUACGGUUUCCCCAGUGCCACUUGACCACCCAAGUUAUGGUCUUACACCGUGCCUUAAAGUUGAAUGUUUCUGAACCAUGUUAUCUGUUCUUUAUUUACUAACGGUAUUGCCACCAUGCUAUAGUUAACGUUUCCUGUUCUACGAGUCGUAAUCAGAGUGCUACGUUCCACUAUUAGCGGCGCUCUUGGUGCACAAGAACGAUGCCACACGAUUACAGCAGUGCGUGACAUCUUCUCUUUUGUCUGUUUUAUUUACGCAGCUGCCGUUCUGGGCUCAUAUUCACGAAACUUCUCUUAAUUAGAUGCCGUCUGCGAUUGGCGGUAACCGUGGUGGUCGUCCACGUAACACGCCGAUUGAUACCUUGAGAGUCAGACUCCCGAGCGCUGGCUAACGAGGAAAGGCUCUUGCGUAAGAGAUCUCUUGUGAAUACGGGCUCUGCAUCCCUAGUCGUAAGUGGCGCGAAAAGCGUACCAGCGUUACGUGGGUAUGAUGCUCGUCUUCUUUGUUGUGUAGUUAUUUGAAUCUUUUAUUGACUGCCGGAUGCAGUACCCCUCGAAUAAAACACUGAACCUUGUUAUAUCCAUAUCACA